AUGGCUCCCAUCAAGCCGCACUGGGCGCAGCCGUCGCACCCCGAUGUCCAAGAGGUCAUCGUCAACGAGGCUGCCUUCACCAGCAAGAGCAUCUCCAAGGUUGCUCUCCCUCCCUUUGGCCUGUUCGCCAAGCUUGAGUUCCCACCCUGCACCAUCGCCCCCGAGGCUACCUACGCGACGGUCCAGAUGGGCCGUGACCGGCACUUUGACUUGAACAGCGACCUGCUGUACAUCAACCACUCAUGCGAGCCGUCUCUGAUCUUCGACACGGCCAGCAUGAACGUCAUCGCCGGCCCGAAGGGUCUGCAGCCGGGCGACGAGCUGACAUUCUUCUACCCCUCCACCGAGUGGUACAUGGCGCAGCCCUUCGACUGCCUCUGCGGCACCCCGACCUGCCGCGGCCGCAUCGCCGGCGCGCGCGACAUGACCCCGCGCCAGCUCGACGGCCUGUGGCUGAACGGGCACAUCCGCGCGCUGCUGGAGGAGCACGACGCCGGCAGCCGCAAGAAGCACCACCACCAGGCAGCCAACGGUACCACCAACGGCACCAUUGCCACCAACGGCACCAUUGCCACCAACGGCACUAAUGGCACUAACGGUGUCAACGGUGCCAAUGGUGGCGCGUAUGGUGUCGCUGGGGAUGAGGCCUCUGGCAUGUCUGCCGGGGCGCAGCGGCGGGGUCCGACGUCAAGGGAAUUGAGCGGCGAGAUGGGCGGGGAUACGUCGGUGGUUGUUUGA
Molecule: messenger RNA, 738 nt
Organism: Chaetomium globosum CBS 148.51
Lineage: Eukaryota; Fungi; Ascomycota; Sordariomycetes; Sordariales; Chaetomiaceae
Exons: 3
Coding region: 1-738 (245 amino acids)
Source: RefSeq, a predicted model, not a curated record